GACUCGCCAGAAACACGGGGCCACAAGCUCCGUUCGGAGCUUGAUAAAUGGGCCUCAUAGUGUACACUCUACAGAGUUUAUCAGCUAGUUGCAGGUUGUGACCUCUGAACCUUUUCAAUACUAUAUCUCCUGUGUACACAGUGAUCAGUGGGAGGAGGGGAGCAUAUAAAAGGCUGUGAGACAGUCAAAGCUUUAAUCUAAGGAAAGAAAGACAAAAGCAACACAAUAAGCCCUCGUUAUGAUGACCCCUGAUGACCUUUCUCUCCUGCUCCCUCGCCCUCGCCUGCAGCAGUUGGCUCGGGAAUGGCUGGCAGAGGAUGCUCCCUGGUUGGAUUUCGCAGGGUGGGCAGCAACUAGAGGAGGCUGUAAGAUUAAUGAAGAAGCCGUGUUACUGUGCAAGUCUCCUGGGGUGCUAGCAGGGGGACCUUUCUUUCAGGCAGUGUGUGAGGAGGUGGGGUGCACUGUAAACUGGCAUGAAACAGAUGGUACAUGGCUCGAACCCAUCACACGUGUGGCAACUGUACAAGGUCGCAUCAAUGACAUACUUAUAGCUGAGCGUCCUGCUCUCAACGCUCUCUCGCGAAUCAGUGGCAUAGCAACACAAGCCAGGGAGGUGACCCAGAGAGCAAAAGCCACUGGUUGGAUGGGUCAAGUCACAGGGACAAGGAAAACCACACCAGGAUUUCGUCUAGCAGAGAAAUAUGCGCUGCUUGUCGGUGGAGCUGGGACGCAUCGAUACGGCAUUAGUGAUUUGCUCAUGUUAAAAGACAACCAUGUGUGGGCGAUGGGAGGAGUCUCACAGGCACUCGCUGGUGUGCGCAGUCUUGCUGGACUCACUCUGAAGGUAGAGGUUGAGUGCCGCUCAUUGGAGGAAGCUUUAGAGGCAGCUGAGGCCGGAGCUGAUAUCAUCAUGUUAGAUAACUUACCUGCCGAGUCCCUACAUGCAGCCGCUCUCUCAGUGAAGACACGUUACCCAGCUGUUAUUGUCGAGGCAAGUGGGGGUAUCUCAUCGCACAAUCUUCUUCAGUUUCUCGGACCUCAUGUGGACAUGAUCUCGAUGGGGUGUCUCACUCAAAGGCCACAGAGCAUCGACUUCUCUCUCAAACUUAAACAAGGCUUGCAAGGCCAAUUCCUGACCCCUGACUCUUGAUCUAAUAAUUUAAUAUCACUUCUCUACCUGUCAAUUGUGUUUGUGUCACUACUUCUCUCUCUAUGUCUCUUCCUCUGCUACUGACUCUCUUCUCAACACCUGACUUACAUCUCUCACUUGUCCCUAGAGUCAGUUUGUGUGUCACAACCUCUCUCUCUCUCUGUUACUCUUCCUCUGCUACUGACUCUCUUCUCAACACCUGACUUACAUCUCUCACUUGUCCUUAGAGUCAGUUUGUGUGUCACAACCUCUCUCUCUGAGUCUCAUGUCUCUUCUUCUGUUACUGAUUCUCUUCUCAACACCUGACUUACAUCUCUCACUUGUCCUUAGAGUCAGUUUGUGUGUCACAACCUCUCUCUCUGAGUCUCAUGUCUCUUCCUCUGCUACUGACUCUCUUCUCAACACCUGACUUACAUCUCUCACUUGUCCCUAGAGUCAGUUUGUGUGUCACAACCUCUUUCUCUCUCUCUGUUACUCUUCCUCUGCUACUGACUCUCUUCUCAACACCUGACUUACAUCUCUCACUUGUCCUUAGAGUCAGUUUGUGUGUCACAACCUCUCUCUCUCUCUGUUACUCUUCCUCUGCUACUGACUCUCUUCUCAACACCUGACUUACAUCUCUCACUUGUCCUUAGAGUCAGUUUGUGUGUCACAACCUCUCUCUCUGAGUCUCAUGUCUCUUCUUCUGUUACUGAUUCUCUUCUCAACACCUGACUUACAUCUCUCACUUGUCCUCAGAGUCAGUUUGUGUGUCACUACCUCUUUCUCUCUGUGACUCUUCCUCUGCUACUGACUCUCUUGUCUACACCUGACAUACAUCUCUCACUUGUCCUCAGUCAGUUUGUGUGUCACUACCUCCCUCUCAUGUCUCUUCCUCUGUUACUGACUCUCUUCUCUACACCUGACUUACAUCUCUCACUUGUCCUCAGAGUCAGUUUGUGUGUCACUACCUCUCUCAUGUCUCUUCCUCUGUUACUGACUCUCUUCUCUACACCUGACUUACAUCUCUCACUUGUCCUCAGAGUCAGUUUGUGUGUCACAACCUCUCUCUCUCUCUGUUACUCUUCCUCUGCUACUGACUCUCUUCUCAACACCUGACUUACAUCUCUCACUUGUCCUUAGAGUCAGUUUGUGUGUCACAACCUCUCUCUCUCUCUGUUACUCUUCCUCUGCUACUGACUCUCUUCUCAACACCUGACUUACAUCUCUCACUUGUCCUUAGAGUCAGUUUGUGUGUCACAACCUCUCUCUCUGAGUCUCAUGUCUCUUCUUCUGUUACUGAUUCUCUUCUCAACACCUGACUUACAUCUCUCACUUGUCCUCAGAGUCAGUUUGUGUGUCACUACCUCUCUCUCUCUGUGACUCUUCCUCUGCUACUGACUCUCUUCUCUACACCUGACUUACAUCUCUCACUUGUCCUCAGAGUCAGUUUGUGUGUCACUACCUCUCUCUCUCAUGUCUCUUCCUCUGUUACUGAUUCUCUCUUCUCUACCCCUGACUUACACCUUUCACUUUUCCUCAGUGUCAGUUUGUGUGUGGUAUUCGUCUGUAUCGUGUUUGCUUCACCGUAUCUGUUCUCACAUAGGGUUGGACAGUUUGAGCACUGGGGUGCCGCUUCCCAAUAUUGCUGGCCAGGGCAUCCCCUAUGAUGGACUCUCCAUACACAUCAGUACUGAUAGUUUUUGUUUGCAUUGAUACAAUCAGUUUUCUAUGAAAGGUAUUGCCCUCUUGUUAUAUGUAAUAAAGUUAUGUUAUACUUC
Bombina bombina (fire-bellied toad) is the source of this 2910-nucleotide messenger RNA. It is a transcript of the gene QPRT, whose product is annotated as quinolinate phosphoribosyltransferase. The transcript has 5 exons. The coding region runs from base 239 to 1150 and encodes 303 amino acids. The record is from RefSeq and is a predicted model, not a curated record. Lineage: Eukaryota; Metazoa; Chordata; Amphibia; Anura; Bombinatoridae. Gene Ontology annotation, molecular function: nicotinate-nucleotide diphosphorylase (carboxylating) activity. Gene Ontology annotation, biological process: quinolinate catabolic process; NAD+ biosynthetic process. Gene Ontology annotation, cellular component: cytoplasm.